Rhopalosiphum maidis (corn leaf aphid) is the source of this 1436-nucleotide messenger RNA. Its product is annotated as carboxypeptidase B-like. Gene Ontology annotation, biological process: proteolysis. Bases 62 to 1381 code for a protein of 439 amino acids. The transcript has 6 exons. NCBI's taxonomy places the organism in Eukaryota, Metazoa, Arthropoda, Insecta, Hemiptera, Aphididae. Gene Ontology annotation, molecular function: metallocarboxypeptidase activity; zinc ion binding. The record is from RefSeq and is a predicted model, not a curated record.
ACAUUAAAGAGUUCCCUGUGGUCAAGAAUUAAUUUAGUUUAUCCUCAUUUGGUUAUUCGAAAUGGAUGGUUCUCCCAGAGUGCUUUAUUGUGUGCUUACACUUUUAGCUUUAAUAACAUUUACAAUAUGUUUAGAAAAUAAUGGUCAACAGCGAGAUGUCGAUGAAAAAGUAACUUAUAAUGGAGACCAAGUAUUUAGAGUUGAAACAGUUAACUCUAAGCAAAGGAAAAAAAUCAAGGAACUAGAAAAUCAAGGAUUGAUUGAAAAAUGGUUUACCAAUUCUACAUCAGUAGAUAUAAUGGUAAAAAAAGAAAACUCAGAAAUUGUAAAAAACACACUGAAUAAUGGAUCAUUAUUAUUUGAUGUUUUUAUUGAUGACAUACAAAGGGCAAUUGAUGUAGAAAAUCCUCCAAUAAAUGAAGACGAAUCAGAAUUAUCCGGAAGACAAGGACAUAAUUUAACAUUUGAACGUUAUCAUAAGAUACAUGAUAUAUAUAAAUAUAUUGAUUACUUAUCUCAAGAAUAUCCAGAUAUAUUAGAAAUUGAAACUAUUGGUAAAUCAUAUGAAAAUGUCUCAUUAAGAGUGAUACGAAUUAAGCCAGACAAAAAUGCAACUGAUAUAAAAGCUAUAUGGAUCGAUGGAGGGAUACAUGCUCGAGAAUGGAUUGCAGUCUCCUCUGUGUUAUAUUUAAUAAAUGAAUUGGUAUAUAACAGAGACUCAUUGGAAUCUCAUAUGAAUAAUAUUGAAUUCCACAUAAUACCAAUUUUAAAUCCUGAUGGUUACAAAUAUUCUCAUGAAAAGGAACGCCUAUGGCGAAAAAACCGAAACAAGCAAUCAGCAAAUUCAUGUAUAGGAGCAGAUCUGAAUCGUAACUGGGAUUAUCACUGGGGCGAAAGUGGUUCUAGCAAAUAUUCAUGUGCAGAAAUAUAUAAAGGAGUAAAAGCUAGUUCUGAACGUGAAACCCAAGCAGUGGUUAAGUAUAUAAUGAAAAAUCCAAACAAAUUUAAAGGAUUUCUGACGUUCCAUAGUUAUGGACAAUAUAUCUUAUAUCCAUGGGGCUAUGCCAAACGGGUACCAUCUGAUCACAAAGAAGUACACCGUGUAGGCCUGGCUAUGGCCGCAGCUAUUAAAAAGGCUACAUCAAAUGAGUACACUGUCGGAAAUAGUGCAACACUUUUAUACCCAGCAGCCGGAGCAUCUGAUGAUUGGGCUAAAGGAGUUGCAAAAAUUAAAUACUCAUACACUGUAGAAUUGAAAGAUACAGGAAAAUAUGGAUUCAUUUUACCACCAUCUGAGAUUUUAUCUACUGGAAAAGAAGCAUUUGCAGCAGUCUCAACACUAGCUAAUGAAAUAAGUUCAGAAAAUAAUAAUAAUGUGUAAAAUUAUUAGCUUACUUUUAACUCAGUUGUACAUUUUUUUAAAGAUGGAGAACGAA